GCCGCCGAGCCGCCGCCCGUGCUGCACCUGCCCGCCAUCCAGCCCCCGCCGCCCGUGCUGCCCGGGCCCUUCUUCAUGCCGUCCGACCGCUCCACGGAGCGCUGCGAGACCGUGCUGGAGGGGGAGACCAUCUCGUGCUUCGUGGUGGGCGGCGAGAAGCGCCUGUGCCUGCCGCAGAUCCUCAACUCGGUGCUGCGCGACUUCUCGCUGCAGCAGAUCAACUCCGUGUGCGACGAGCUGCACAUCUACUGCUCGCGCUGCACGGCCGACCAGCUGGAGAUCCUCAAAGUCAUGGGCAUCCUGCCCUUCUCCGCGCCCUCGUGCGGGCUCAUCACCAAGACGGACGCCGAGCGCCUGUGCAACGCGCUGCUCUACGGCGGCGCCUACCCGCCGCCCUGCAAGAAGGAGCUGGCCGCCAGCCUGGCGCUGGGCCUGCAGCUCAGCGAGCGCAGCGUCCGCGUGUACCACGAGUGCUUCGGCAAGUGCAAGGGGCUGCUGGUGCCCGAGCUGUACAGCAGCCCCAGCGCCGCCUGCAUCCAGUGCCUCGACUGCCGCCUCAUGUACCCGCCGCACAAGUUCGUGGUGCACUCGCACAAGGCCCUGGAGAACCGGACCUGCCACUGGGGCUUCGACUCGGCCAACUGGAGGGCCUACAUCCUGCUGAGCCAGGACUACACGGGCAAGGAGGAGCAGGCCCGGCUCGGCCGCUGCCUGGACGACGUGAAGGAGAAGUUCGACUACGCCAACAAGUACAAGCGGCGGGUGCCCCGGGUCUCCGAGCCCCCAGCCCCCAUGAGACCCAAACCCGAUGACUCUUCCCAGUGCCCCGCAUCCUCUGAGAAGGACAAGCAACCCAGCUGGCUGCGGACCUUGGCUGCUUCCUCCAACAAGAGCCUCGGCUGCCCUCACCCUCGCCAGCGCCUCUCUGCUUUCCGACCCUGGUCCCCCGCAGUCUCCGCAAGCGAGAAGGAGAUCUCCCCACACCUCCCAGCCCUGAUCCGCGACAGCUUUUACUCCUACAAGAGCUUCGAGACGGCUGUGGCCCCCAACGUGGCCCUUGCCCCACCAGCCCAGCAGAAGGUAGUGAGCAGCCCACCGUGCGCCACUGUGGUGUCCCGAGCUCCCGAGCCUCUCCCCACUUGUGUCCAGCCUCGGAAGCGGAAGCUGACUGCAGACACCCCAGGAGCCCCGGAGACGCUGGCACCCGCAACUGCCCCGGAGGAGGACAAGGACUCGGAGGCCGAGGUGGAAGUUGAGAGCAGAGAGGGAUUCACGUCCUCCCUGUCCUCGCUGUCCUCUCCGUCCUUCACCUCGUCCAGUUCUGCCAAGGACCUGAGCUCCCCAGGCACGCACGCCCCACCCGCAGCCGCCCCGGAUGCCACGGCCCACACUGACACCCCCAGUGGGCUGGAGGCGGAGCUGGAGCACCUGCGGCAGGCCCUGGAGGGCGGCCUGGACACCAAGGAAGCCAAAGAGAAGUUCCUGCAUGAAGUGGUCAAGAUGCGCGUGAAGCAGGAGGAGAAGCUGAACGCAGCCCUGCAGGCCAAGCGCAGCCUCCACCAGGAGCUGGAGUUCCUGCGUGUGGCCAAGAAAGAGAAGCUGCGGGAAGCCACGGAGGCCAAGCGGAGCCUGAGGAAGGAGAUCGAGCGCCUCCGAGCUGAGAACGAGAAGAAGAUGAAAGAGGCCAACGAGUCGCGGGUGCGCCUGAAGCGGGAGCUGGAGCAGGCGCGGCAGGCCCGAGUGUGUGACAAGGGCUGCGAGGCCGGCCGUCUGCGCGCCAAGUACUCCGCUCAGAUCGAGGACCUGCAGGCCAAGCUGCAGCAUGCAGAGGCGGAUCGGGAGCAGCUGCGGGCUGACCUGCUGCGGGAGCGCGAGGCCCGUGAGCACCUGGAGAAGGUGGUGAAGGAGCUGCAGGAGCAGCUGUGGCCACGGCCGCCGCCUGAGCACACCGGUGGCGGGGGCAGCACCGACCUGGAGCCCUAGCCCUGGCGCGGCCGCCCGGCGGCGUGGUCUCCAGCUUGACCCCCAGCUCAGGCCCGGUGGGCGGACGGCAGCGGGCGGCGCUGCCCAGGCCCGGCCCCGCCCCCGCAGCCACCCAGCACAACGUCUCUACUGUGCCUAUUACCAAACGAGUGUUUGUAACCACACACUUUUGGAAUCCACUGCAAAAUUUUCUACUGGCCAAGUUCAAGUAAGCAAGCUGUGUCCCUAGCUGCAGCCAGUCCACGCCAGCACGGUGGCUUGUGGCUGGAUCUCUGCUUGCCAGAACAUUCUAACAUUUACACUUUUGUUAUAAGCUAUUUAAAACCAAUAAGGAGACUUGAUACUCAGAAAAAUCAACACGUUUUUUAGUGACUAACUUUCAUAGGCUUUGACACGCCACACCGUCUGGAGGCCCGCCCUGGGGCCUGGGAAGCCAUCACCGCUCAUCUGUGCCCGCGGCCGCACAAGGGCAGCAAGGGUUUUCUUCAGAGUUUAUUUUUUCAGCGACAAGGGCCCGGGUCUUCCUGCUCCGCCAGGAAGAGCAGGUCGAGUGCCGCGUGCGAGAUGAGCCGAACACUGCCCGCCUUACCGCCGCCCGCCCCGCCGCCCGGCCGCCGCUCCACGGGCUCCCGGAGGCCGAGCUGCGCAGGAGCCGUGGGGGGGGGGGGGACAACGGAGACGUCCCAGCGCCCCGUGCCCGCCUCCGCCGCUGGGACCAGCCCGGGAACACGCGCCCCUUGACCCCCAGCUCUCGGCACUUUGGCUCACAACGCCCAUUCCCAUCGCCGGGCUGAGGCUGCAGCUUUGGAACAAAUAGCAUUACAUCACUUUUUUUUGUUACUCAUUCAUUUAAACGUAUGUUUAGAACUGCACUUUGUCAAAAACCUUCCCUUCUCUUUUUACUCCCCAGUUAACUGAGGUUUUUACCGAUUUCUAGAGCAGUUCAAACCCUAAGUGCUCGAGUGCUUAGAAAUCCCCUCUGGUGCUUGGUUGAACAAGGGAAUCACAAGAAAACGAAAACGCAGAAACUGAACUUGGGGGUCGUUCUGUGCCUUCCAGCGUCUUGUACAGCAAACCUGACUCAUGUCUUUUUACCCCCAAAAAUACCGUCUUCAGUAGCGAUUGAAAUCUGCCACUGUCAGAAUACGUUACUUGCAUUUAUUCCAAAUAGUCUUGUUUACUCUUAACUGUUCAUGCAAAUUGUAUAAGGUUUCUUAUGCCCAAGCUUGAAAAACAAUUUUCCAGUAGACAGGAGGCCGCCGCGCCCUCCCCCUCCCCCUCCCCUCCCCCUCAGUGGCGGUAUUUAUUUGAGAUCACACAGGAGUUCUUUGCUUUAGUCUUUCCAGCACCCUGGCCGCGAGCUGAGCAAGGUGGAGUGCGGAGUGUCCGCGCAGGUACAAAGAGCCUCAAGUGCGCACCACACCGGGGAGGAGCAAAGCCAGACCAGGAAGCCCUGGCGUCGGAGCGGGUGAGGGGGCCGUCCGCAGGGCUCGCCCUUGGUUUACUGAGGGGGGCUCGGCGGCGGCUGGCCCUCCGCCUUCUAAAGUGCAAUGCAAAAGGGACAUCGUGUAUGCGCAGCGUUUGUUUGGGAAUCUUUGCUUUUGCUUUUCUUUUGUGGUUAUGAAACCUGUAUGCAUGGGAUGUCAUGCCUCUUCGGCGCCCACCCGUGGCGUUACUACCGUGUCAUAAAGGGUCGGAUCUGUUACGCAGCGUGCAGAAUGCGGCUUUCGGCCUUGUUUUUCUGAGUUGUGUUUUUUCAGUCCUUUCUUCAAGGAGAACUAAAUGGUUUAGUUGGAGCAAAGCUUUAAAUGUGUUGGCGUGCUUGUGUGUGGCGUCCUUGUCACCACGUCUGGAGAUGGCCCUGAGCCAGGCCCUGGUUGAGUCUUAGCUCCAGAGGGGCACGCUCCGCUCCGCAGCGGCGGGCAGAGCCUCUCCCCGCCCCGCCUCUUGUCACCAUCACACCCGGCCCCUGGGCCUAGCGCUAGCAAUGCAGCAGGAACUUCGGUGUGCAGCUAGACCUGGCCGGGAAGCCCACCGAGGCCACAGCUCCCACGGCUCCCCCAGGCCUUCCGACGGUGGGAACUUGACCAGCGGCUCAAGCUCUGGGCCUCCUGGGCAGCUCUGCUCUCUCUGGCUCCGUGCCCUGCGUGAAGCCCAGCUGGCCGCAGGCCAGCCGGGCAGCUCCACUGCGGGGCACGGUGGGCCGGGGCGGCCGGGCCAGGCCCCAGAGUGCUUGUUGAGGCUGCAAGUUCAUUUUUUGCUCAGAGAAAGGGAGGAGAGAUUGCUAUCAUCGCGUUGGUCGUUGACUCCCUGUGUGUGAACCCAUUACCGCGAUGGUUGUGUAUCACUUUAAUUACUCAUUUCUAUUCUGAAAGGUUUUUAACGAAGGGAAAAACCAAAGCAAUAACAUUCAUAUCCGUGAGCAGCUAACCCCACACACGACACCCCGCUUUCCUACAGAGCUGGCCCAUGAAAAAACAACUCACCUGUAAAUACUUCUGUUCCCUUUCAUUUUACACCGUUGUAUGUAUGUAUAUGGUGGCUCUUUUUUCAGAAACUUUUCUUACCUGGUAGCUGUUUUGUUUUCCGGGUUGUUUUUAACUGAGGAAAAAAACGCUCAUCUGCCAGAGGGGACGAGCAGCCUUGUGGCCAUCUCCUGCGUGGCGUCCCUCCCCCUGGCCGCCGCCCAGUCCCAUCUCCACCCAGGUUGGUCCCCGCGCUCCCUCCCACCGCCCCUCCUCGCCAGCGCCGGGGAGCCGCAUCCUCUCCCGCUCUAAGUCAGGAGUCGCAGUGACUUUUUUUCAGUUAAGGAAGCAAGCCCCAGCUGCACCUUUCUAACCACCGGAGCCCUGCGCCCUCCCGUGUCCUAUGCUGCUAACGACAAUAUGAUGGCUUACUCUGCUAUUCGAAAACUAUUUUUAUGUAAUUAAUGUAUGCUUUCUUGUUUAUAAAUGCCUGAUUUAAAAAAGGAAAAAGAAAAGGCUUGGCAUAUUUAUCUAUCUCGCUGUGUACCUGUUAGUCCUUUGCUGCCCACCUGCCCCCGAUCCGCAAACAGACACCAUUGUAUAAUAAAGGACUUUGACAGAA
Molecule: messenger RNA, 5070 nt
Organism: Dipodomys ordii (Ord's kangaroo rat)
Lineage: Eukaryota; Metazoa; Chordata; Mammalia; Rodentia; Heteromyidae
Gene: Ski
Product: SKI proto-oncogene
Exons: 7
Biological process (GO): negative regulation of BMP signaling pathway
Cellular component (GO): nucleus
Molecular function (GO): RNA polymerase II cis-regulatory region sequence-specific DNA binding; DNA-binding transcription factor activity, RNA polymerase II-specific; SMAD binding
Source: RefSeq, a predicted model, not a curated record